UGACGCGAGCCGGGCGGGGCAGGGGGAGCGACCUGCACCGGCUCGGGACUCGGGCGCACUGACUGGAGGGCUGAAGUUGCUGGCAGAGCUUUAAAUCAUAAGCCUGAAAUGAAAUGGAGGGGAAACCAGCAAACAGUUGACCUGUCCACCUUCUCUGCCUUAGGACUGACAUCUUAAAAUUGUUUCAGACAGGUGUGCAGCUGUAUAAUGCCCACAUGAUGGAGAAAGAAUUAGAAGCUGAGAUCCACCCUUUGAAGGCUGAUGAAAGAAAAUCUCAGGGGAAUUUGGAAAGUGGAAUUGAAAAGGAUGGUUCCUUUAAGAAAACAUCUCGUCAUUCCCGGUUUGCCCAGUGCCGCACAGUCAUUUUUUUCUUUUCAUUAUUUAUCUGUCUCUUUGUGGUAUUCAUCAUCUCAUUCAUCAUCCCAUGUCCAGAUAAGUCUAUAUCCCAAAAAAUGUGGAGAAUAAAUUAUAACGCAGCAGUAACUUAUGACUUCAUGACAUUUAAAGAUAUAAGCGAAGACACAAUUCAAGAUAUUCUAUUUCUUUAUAAAGAAGACAGCAAUGGUGACAGCAGCAAUUCUAACAAUUCCUGCACAAAUCAAGGCUUUUCCACCCCAUGUGUUUAUCUUGCUGCUCUGUCAGGCACCAAUGGCAGCGUACUCUGGGAGAGACCUGUUGCUCAAGAUGUUGCCUACAUGGAGUGUGUUGAUCGCCACAUGAUGGAAGGGCCACCCUCAGGCUGCUUCAUUGUAGGGAAGCAGCAUUCUUUCCUUGCAGUUGAUUCUUCUAUAGGGGAAAUAAUGUGGAAUCAGCCUUGGCCCUUUGGAGAUAAUGACUCAGUACUGACUCCCUUCCUGACUAUUCCUGAUUUGACUGGCAAUGAGAUUCAAGACCUGCUAAUCUUCACCAAGUCAGGGAGACGGAUUAAAACUUACCUCUUUUCAAGCAAUACUGGUGACCAGGUUGGUUCCUUGAGUUACCUAAAUCUAGAAGGAGAAGUUGGUUAUCUCAUGCAUAUCACAUACACCGGAGCCUACUACAUUCUUUUUCAUUCUGCAUCUUAUAUCUAUGCAUACCCUCUGAAGGAUCUUUAUGAGGAAAUGACUGGAGGAAAAGAUUUAUUUAUGGAAGAUAAUUACUGGCAGAAAAUGAUUGACAAUAUUACCCACAGAAUACUUCCUUUCAGCUCGGGAACCAUCCGCUACCUGAUAAAUGUUCCAGUGCUUAAGAAGAAAGACAUACUCCUUGUGAAAACGGAUAGAUGUGAGCUAUUCGAUGGGCAGAUGUUUUCUUUGCAGUGGACCCUCAAUGCAUCUGAAGUUGUGAGAAAACCAGUCCUUGGCUACUACAAACCAGGGGAACAUGCUAUAGUCCUUGAAGCUGGAACCGGUUUCCAAAGAAAGAUCUUGAUUGUGGACGCCACCUCAGGAGAGAUCCUUUGGAACCUCACUCUAAACUCGUUCCCAGGGAUUCCCAAGAUAACCAGCGUAACAACGAUAGAUCAGCGUUCUGCCUUCUUCUUCUGGGACAGCAGGAACCAGACGGAAACUGGUGACUAUCGGAAAACCCUGUAUAUGUUCCACCCAAUUUUACCCUAUGUCCUUUUGGAACUUACCAAUACUACCAAAAACAUUGUGGCCUUUAAUGGUCUACCUUGGCUUUGUUCCCUCUCUACAGCCUGCUGUGAUGAUCCUAGCCAAAGAGGAUCAUCCCCAAGUGUCUCAAAGUACACUUAUUCGUGUGCAUGUCUUACUCUCAUCUAAAGAUUUUUGAAUCACAGUUUGGGAUGUUUACAGGUCUGUGUUCAUCCACUCAGCAUCUCCUGCAAAAUUGUUGAAUUGAACAGUGAACUGAUCCUGGAAUUAUUCUCCUCUGAUAAGAGACCCACAGAAGCAAGAGGAGGGAAUUUCUUAGAAGUGCUUGUGCCCCGUCACCCACUCCAGACUCUAGGAAUUCCCCUGUUACUGCCUUAAAUUCAAGUAGAGGACCUUGGAGAAGGUGUCCAGCUGGUUACCUGGAAAAGCCACCUUUCACCUCCCCAGUCACUGCUCCAGCCAGGGAGGACAAGGCCCACCUUGGCUUCUCACUCAGCUUUGCUUAUGCUUCACUUGCCACAUCUGUGAAUCCUUUUGUUCAUUCUUACAAAUUACUUUGGCUUCCUCCUGCUGAGCUUUAGGUGCUUUAUAUCCAUCAUUAUACCCAGUGCUGGAAAUAGGCCUCUGCCCCAAACCUUGCCAUUCUGCUUUUCCCUUGAGCAGAACAGGGCUCUUUAAAUGUAGGGGUAUACGCGGAACUCUACGUCUUAGUGUAGAGACUUGGAGCCGGGAGUGGAGGGGUGGGGUUCCAUGCAACUUUUCGAAGUGGGCCUUAGUCAGCUUGGGAUAGGAUCUGCUUGGUACUAAGGCUGAGGCUUCAUAUACACAACCUGAGUUAUAAACUAUAGGCUUUCUUUCUGCUAAUCACCUUCCAUGUUGUUCACAAGGGAAUUCAGGUGAAAAGGGAUAAAUGAUGAUAAUAGCUGAUAUUUAAAUAGUGCUCACCAUGUGCCAGGUACUGUCCUGAGUGCUUUGCAGUUAUCUCAUUUAAUUCCCACAAGAAUCCCAAGAGAUUGGUCCUGUUAUCAUCCCCAUUUUGCAGAUGAAAAAACUAAUGAGGCAGACAGGUUAAGUGACCUCCCAGGUCUUACAGUAAGCAUCUAAGGACUUCCUGAUUUCAAGCCCAAUUCAGAAAGCCACAAAAUGAGGUGUAAUUACUAAUGAAGGUGAGCAGUGGUAAGGAGAAUGAGAAUGAGAAUGAGGAUAGGGAUGGAAGUCGGAUUGCAAUUACAAUAGGCAACUCCAGAUGAGACAAACAUACUUUACCUUUGCCGAUCAGCACUCAUUGCAGCUUAAAGCACCAAAAGUUUCAAGUUCUUCCUAACUCUAAAGCCAACUUUUACCUUACUUUAUAAACCUUGCAGUUGUACAGGGUGAGGAGAACUGGGGUAGUAGAUAAAGUCAAGGAAACUUGGAUUUAUAACCCACCUAUGUUAACAUAGGCUAAUUACUGCUCCAAAUCUCAAGUUUCUCAUCUGGAAAACGUGGGUGAUAAAAGUCUUUGUGUGAGAUUUGUACUAUGCUUUUGCAAACUUUCUAUAUCAUUGGGUAAAUGUGAGUUAUGCAAAACUCUCAUAGAAUAUUUAUCUUCCUGUCAUGAAAAGAUAACUUCUAUCCAUGCUCAAAGGGCAAGCAGAUCUUCCUUAGAAGAAAAGGUAGUGAGCAAACUUGAAAAAAAUGCUGCAAUGAUAGGAAAGAGAGAAUGUUAGUAUUGGUUAGUGAUUCUUGCCAUUGGUCCUAGAGAAGUCUGAAACGUUGAGAACCUCCCCAAAGCUGUCAAACCCAAGGAUUGCACCACCCAAUUAACGGUGCCACCAGAAUUCAUUGCUAAGGACUACCGAGUCGAGGUUGCAAAAGUGAUAACUUGACAGGCACAAAUGUGAGUGGUCUUUUUCAUUUGUCUGCCAAUAAAUAGAAGGUAAAGCCUUCAGAAGAAAAAGGUAAGUUCUCAGCAAUACAAAAAUCCAAGACAACUCCAAAAGACUCAU
Molecule: messenger RNA, 3583 nt
Organism: Sarcophilus harrisii (Tasmanian devil)
Lineage: Eukaryota; Metazoa; Chordata; Mammalia; Dasyuromorphia; Dasyuridae
Gene: FAM234A
Product: family with sequence similarity 234 member A
Exons: 13
Coding region: 216-1763 (515 amino acids)
Source: RefSeq, a predicted model, not a curated record